CAAAAUGAAACGGGCUGUUAUCCCAAAGAACGUGGCAAUCUUCGUCGCUUCUUCCCUUUGUGCACUGGUUGUUGUGGCCAGGUCCAGAGAUUGUUAGGGUUAUACUUUCUGCCACUCACACGGCCACACACUCACCGAUCUCACUGAUCCACUUACUCCGGAGACUCACAGCUACCGCAGGCUUAAUUAGGGUUAUGUGGUGUUGCUGUUCCAAGGUGUGGAGAUGGUGCUACUUGGGGAAUUUAGCCUUAUUAGAUCAAGAUUUUUGUUUUAAAGAAGCAAAGAGUGGAAGUACCUAUCAGUGAUGCCUGAUCUUCCAUUCCAAGUUGGGGAUUUGGCUGAGUCAAAGUCCUUUCAAAGUGGUUUUCGGGGUGCAUGGUUUCGUUGCAAGAUUAGAGAUAUCCGCACGAAAAAAGCUGUCAUAUCCCAUCUAUUGGAGUAUUUUGACUACACUGACCAAAAGCCAAGUUGGAUCAAGUUGUAUCAAAAGCCUCUAACUAAUAUUGGCAAGUCAAAGGGCUUGAACAAGGAACUGAUGUUGCGACCUUCAUUCCCUACUUUCUCUCGUGAAAGUGAAAAGCUUGAUGUGAAUGCCAUAUCAGAAAUGACUGUUAUUGUUAAUAACACAUGGAAAGUUGGGGAUUUGGUAGAUUGGUAUACCGAUGGUUGCUAUUGGUCUGGAACUGUAACUAAAUUAUUGGGGAAUGAUAAAGUUCAGAUUAAUCUGCUUCCUCCUCCACUGGGUGAAGGGUUAUCUUAUGAAGCCUUAAGCAAGGAUUUGCGCCCAUCUUUGGACUGGUGUCCUGAAAAAGGUUGGUCUGUGCCUAUACCCGUGGGUGAUGAAUGUAGGCAGCCUUGUGCUCGUAUAAUCAUUCCGGCAAAUUCAGAUGUAACGGAUGAGGUUGGUCGGCAUACAGUAAGGAUGCAUUCUUCUUCAUCUUUAAAUUUGAAAGACUAUCCGGAUAGAUCCAUAGCAAGGAGAAAGCAAAGCAACAGUGCUAGAAAUGGUAUGGAGAUUAACGAGUCUGAUAACGUUUCAAGUUUACACAUGGAUUCGUCAGUUGAGAUUAUGGAAAUAGCUAGCAUCAGUCGUAUAUAUAAUGAGGAUCCCGCAAAGAAGAGCAGCGACAGAAGUCUCUAUCUUAAUUCCAUGUCUUCCAAUACUAUAGAAGCUGCAAUCAUGGACUUGGAGGAACUUGUGAACAGGAUUAAAUGGUUAAGGGAUGUGUUGAAUUUGAGGGUGUCGCCUUUAUCAGAUACUAAACAGUCUUGGGAGUUUUCGAAACAUCAUCCAUCAUGCAAAUGAUGGUUCUGUAUUCAAUGUUUAACCUCGGCAUAAAUUUCUUUUUUCUCAAAUAUAAUUCUAGAGCUUUUAGACAGUUUAUUUUGGAUAUAUAGUUGGUUAGUAUAUUUUUGGAACUUAAUGCAUUGUACCUUGGGCUUUCAUGGUUGGCAA
Molecule: messenger RNA, 1456 nt
Organism: Vigna umbellata (rice bean)
Lineage: Eukaryota; Viridiplantae; Streptophyta; Magnoliopsida; Fabales; Fabaceae
Source: RefSeq, a predicted model, not a curated record